AUGGUAGUGCUGCCAGAAGCUGGUCCGCACUGUCGUACGCCCAGCUGGGCGACGUUUGCACUGCCAGACGCGGAGAAGUCGUGGCUAGCGAUUGUGGUCGUAAAGUCGAAUGGUCGUAAGUUGCAUAGGUCGGCUUCCACAGGAGGCUUACACGCCGCCGCUUGUGCUGCUGCCACAUCUCUAGUGAUCCCUGAAAAGUUCCAGCAUAUUUUGCAAGUACUCAACAUCAACAUCGAUGGGUGGCGGAAAACAGCCUUUGCCAUCACUGCCACUAAGCGUGUGGGCCGAAAAUAUGCUCAUGUGGUGUUAAGGAAAGCAGACACUGACCUCACCAAGAGGGCAGCAGAACUCACUGAGGAUGAGGUGGAACGUGUGAUCACCAUUAUGCAGAAUCCACGCCAAUAUAAGAUCCCAGACUGGUUCUUAAACAGACAGAAGGAUGGAAAGGAUGGAAAAUAUAGCCAGGUCCUAGCCAAUGGUCUGGACAACGAGCUCCGUGAAGACCUGGAGCGACUGAAGAAGAUUCGCGCCCAUAGAGGGCUUCACCACUUCUGGGGCCUUUGUGUCCGCGGCCAGCACACAAAGACCACUGGCCACCGUGGCCGCACCAUGGGUGUAUCCAAGAAGAAAUAAGUCUGUAGGACUUGUCUGUUAAUAAAUAGUUUAUAUACCGAAAAAAAAAAAAAAAAA
Molecule: messenger RNA, 690 nt
Organism: Cebus imitator (Panamanian white-faced capuchin)
Lineage: Eukaryota; Metazoa; Chordata; Mammalia; Primates; Cebidae
Product: 40S ribosomal protein S18-like
Exons: 2
Coding region: 1-633 (210 amino acids)
Biological process (GO): translation
Cellular component (GO): cytosol; ribosome; small ribosomal subunit
Molecular function (GO): structural constituent of ribosome; RNA binding
Source: RefSeq, a predicted model, not a curated record